Molecule: messenger RNA, 3605 nt
Organism: Apis cerana (Asiatic honeybee)
Lineage: Eukaryota; Metazoa; Arthropoda; Insecta; Hymenoptera; Apidae
Gene: ema
Product: C-type lectin domain containing ema
Biological process (GO): vacuolar transport; regulation of autophagosome maturation; endosomal transport
Cellular component (GO): Golgi apparatus; late endosome
Source: RefSeq, a predicted model, not a curated record
GACAAGAAACAAAAGGAAUAUGAAUUUAAUGCAAGACACCACCCAAAUGCAGUUGUAUUGCUAAAAAAUGUUUCGAAGUCGAAGCUGGUUUGGUGGAGGGCUGUGGAAGCCCAAGAAUCCUCAUUCUUUAGAACAUCUUAAAUAUUUAUACCAUGUUCUUUCAAAAAAUCAAACAGUAUCUGAAAAUAAUAGAGGCUUAUUGGUAGAAACUCUUCGUUCUAUAGCUGAAAUUUUAAUAUGGGGUGAUCAAAAUGAUAGCAGUGUAUUUGAUUUCUUUCUGGAAAAAAACAUGCUUUCAUUUUUUCUACGUAUAAUGAAGCAAAAAUGUGGAAGCUAUGUAUGUGUUCAAUUAUUACAAACUUUAAACAUUUUAUUUGAAAAUAUACGUAAUGAAACAUCUUUAUAUUAUUUACUAAGUAAUAAUCAUGUAAACAGUAUAAUAGUGCACAAAUUUGACUUCAGUGAUGAAGAAGUGAUGGCAUAUUAUAUCAGUUUUUUAAAGACUUUAAGCUUGAAGUUAAAUGCGCAUACCAUACAUUUUUUUUAUAACGAGGUAAACGAGCACACAAAUGAUUUUCCAUUAUAUACAGAAGCAAUCAAAUUUUUUAAUCACUCAGAAGGAAUGGUUCGUAUAGCAGUGCGAACUUUAACAUUAAAUGUAUAUCGAGUAGAAGAUGCUUCUAUGUUAGCAUUUAUAAGAGAUCGCACUGCUGCUCCCUAUUUCAGCAAUCUUGUAUGGUUUAUUGGUAAUCAUAUUAUAGAACUUGAUACUUGUGUUAGAAAUGAUGCUGAUCAUCAAAGCCAAAAUAGAUUAUCAGAUUUAGUAGCAGAACAUUUGGAUCACUUGCAUUAUUUAAAUGACAUUCUUUGUUUAAAUAUAUCUGAUUUAAAUAAAGUUUUAUCAGAACAUUUGCUUCAUAAAUUAUUAGUUCCAUUAUAUGUUUACUCACUUAUGAAAUACAAAAAUCUUCUGUGCCAAAAUCAGGAAGAAAGAAAACAUGUGAGCAUUGUUGUAGCUUUGUUUUUACUCUCUCAAGUAUUUCUAAUAGUUUCUCAUGGUCCUCUUGUACAUACAUUAGCAGCAGUAAUGCUAUUAUCAGAUUUAGAAACAAUACAAACAGGUGCAAGUAAAGUACUUGAAAUGUAUGGUAAUAUUUCAUCAGAUAAGCCAAUUGCUUUUUCACCACCAAAAGAAAGUUUGGAAAAAUCUUUAGAAAAUUUAAGUGAAUCAUUAACAAUAUCAGAUGAACUUUGUGAAGAUGAAAAUAAUUUAGAAAGAAAAGAUAGUGAGAAUGGAAGUGAAGAAGUUUUAGAAAUAAAUCAUGCCAGUACAUCAUUUGAUACUGCUUCAUCAGGAGAUAUGCCUAUACUUAUGAGCCCAGAACAACAAGAAAUAAGCAUUCCAACUGAAGAUUUAGAAGAAAUCAAACACUUAAAUGUUACUGAUGAAGAAAAAGAACAAAGAUUAGCAUUAGAAAGUCCUUUAACACCUCAUGCUCAAAAAAAUGUAACUGAAUCAUUAUCAAAUAAGCCAUUUUUAGAAACUAUUUUAAAUUCUUUAUUUUGUACAGAAAAUGAUUAUGCCGCUCUAUUUGCAUUAUGUUUAUUAUAUGCUCUAGCUAACAAUCAAGGCAUAGAUCGUAAAACUUUGGAUCCAAUUUUAUGCAAUUCACAAAAUUCAACGACGAAUUCAUAUAAUGAAAUUUUAAUAGAUAGACUGAUUCAUAUCAUAACAUUAAGUUGUCAAACAAAUGCAAGAGUGAGACUUGUUACUCUAGAAUUGACAAUUAAAUUACUAAUACAAUUAGUAAUGUCAGAAGGACAAAGCAUGUUAAAAGAUUCACAUUUGGCAGCAAUUCAAGCAGCCAAAGAACAAAGUACAUCAUUAUUAAAAAAUUUUUAUAAGAGUGAAGAUAUAUUUCUAGAUAUGUUUGAAGAUGAAUAUAGUGAAAUUCAAAAACGACCUUUGAAUGUCGAAUGGUUAAUGAUGGAUAGUAAUAUUUUAUUACCACCAACAGGAACUCCAAUGACGGGUAUCGAAUUUACUAAAAGAUUACCAUGUGGAGAUGUUGAAAGAGCAAGACGCGCUAUAAGAGUAUUCUUUUUAAUAAGAGAUUUAUCAUUGACUCUUAAUAUGGAAGCAGAAACACAAUUGCCAUUAACGAAUCCAGCUAAUUGUAUUCAAGUUGAUAAUGUUCUUGAUCUAAGUAAAAAUAAUAGCGACUUAAUCGCAUGUACAGUUGUAUGGAAAGAUGGCCAGAAAAUUCGUCGUUUUCUCGUCAUCGAUGUAGUACAAUUAAUUCUCGUUGAACCUGAUACUAGUAAACUCGGUUGGGGUGUAGCAAAAUUGGUAGGAUUUCUGCAAGAUAUCGAAGUCGCAGGUGACAAAGAUGAUUCUAGAUGUUUACACUUAACAAUUUAUAAACCUUUAAGUAGUAGUACUGGCAAUCGUGUUCCACUAUUAUCAACAAAAUUCAUUUUCGAUGAUCAUAUAAGAUGUAUGGCCGCGAAACAAAGGCUAACAAAAGGACGAAUAAAAGCAAGACAAAAGAAAAUGACUCAAAUUGCAAGAUUGCUGGACAUUCCUACAAGCAUACCGCACGCUACAACACCACCAAAUUAUGCACUACGUGGUUUUCGACAUGAACUGUAAUUUUCAGGAUUAAUAGGACGUGGUUCAAGAUCGAAAGAUCAUCAACCGCGUCCAAUGUUCACAGUAAAUAAAGUUCCUGGAUUUGCAGCACAAAUGCGUAGAGAAAAUAUUACCAGACCUACUCCCGGUCUUUCAUCGUCAACUUCAAAACGCAGCGAUACUGUUUCAAAUGAAAAAAGUCACGAAAAUGGUUUACGAUCUAGAGAUAAUUCACCAAAAAUGCCAAGACCACGAAGUGAAGAAAUUCCUUUAGAAGAUAUGCGGCUUCGAAAAGCAUCUUUAACUUCUAAUGGAAUAAAUAUAUCACAUAUAUGCCAAGAAAAAAAAGAUGGUCAAAUUUCUGCUUGUUCUACUAAUGGUGAGUCAUCAACUGUGAUUAGAAAACAUUCUGAAGAAACAUCAUUCACCUGUCCACAAGAAGUGAAACCACGAAGAAAAGGUCAAGUGGAAACAAUAUGAUUGGAAACAAAAAUAAAUUUAAAAAAAAAGCACGAAAUUUUUUUUUAUUAAAUAUUUUAAGAAAAAAAAAAUAAAAAUGUAAAUGCAGUAUUAAAUUAAGAAAAAAUGUUUGAUUAAUAUAAUAAAAAAUUUUACUAUAAUUAAAAAUUUUAAAUAUCUUGUAUUUCGUAAAUAUGUUUCAUUUUUCUUUUCUAUAAGGAAAAUAAUAUUUUAAAAUUAAUUUUAUAAAAAAAAAGUGAUAUAUAUUUAGUAAAAAGUCAAUAUAUAGGUGAAAUUAGUUUUCUUCAGUUUUAUGCUAUGUAACAUAAAUAUUUUGUACAUACAUUAUAUCUACAUGCUUAUACAUAAAAUGUAUGUUUUUGUUAUUUAAAUAUUAUAAUUAUUCAUCAGAUAAUAUUCAACAAUUAUGCAACAAAAAUCAUAUAUUUAAUUUGUGUAUAUAUUAUUGUUGGAAAUUUCUAUAACAUAAAAUAAACACCAAUAAUGAAAUAAA